Messenger RNA from Mauremys mutica (yellowpond turtle), 2793 nucleotides. RefSeq names its product RAN binding protein 3 like (gene RANBP3L). The record is from RefSeq and is a predicted model, not a curated record. Gene Ontology annotation, biological process: protein export from nucleus. Gene Ontology annotation, molecular function: GTPase activator activity. The coding region runs from base 448 to 2190 and encodes 580 amino acids. NCBI's taxonomy places the organism in Eukaryota, Metazoa, Chordata, Testudines, Geoemydidae. The transcript has 17 exons. Gene Ontology annotation, cellular component: nuclear pore; cytoplasm.
AGCCACAAUCGGUGGCACUCUGGCGGCAGCUCUACCGCACCGCUUUAUUCUUUGGUGGCAAUUGGGCAGCGGGUCCUCCCCUCUGAAAGGGACUGAGGGACUUGCCGCUGAAGAGCCGGACGAGCCGCCCCUCUCCGUUGGCCGCCCCAAGCACCUGCUUGCUGCGCUGGUUCCUGGAGCCAGCCCUGGUUAGGCCUAAUUUUCAGAAGUACUGAGCACCCACAUCUCCAUCUGAAGUCAGUAGGAGCUACAGGUACUCAGCAUCUCUGAAAUCAGGGCAGGAAUGUCUCAGACUGAACACCCUGACUACUGAGGCACACACAAUUAGUUCAAUCAAUCUUAAAAUUUGAAUUUCUAAAAUUGAGCUAAAGGUAAAUAAUAAUCCCGCACUCUCUCAUAGUGUUUUUCAUCAGUAGAUCUACAAGCAUUUUACAAAGAACCAUAAAUAUGAGACACCAAGAAGAUCCUGCUAGUGAAGCAAAUGUAUUAUAUACAGGGAAAGGACCUUCAUGUACAGGUAACAAUAUUACAGUCAGCUCUGUGCAUCACAUGAAGGACAAACCUUACCUCACCAAAAGAAGAGGAUGUCCCAGUGAUCCUUGGACUGUGAACCAAGCUACCAGUACUCAUGUGCAAAAACAAACCAUCAGCAAUCAGUUCCACAGCUUGGGUAACAGCAAAUUAAACUGCAGCGAUGAAUGCUACACAGAGACAUCAGUUAUUGCUCAGCCCAUAUUUGUUUUUGAAAAGAAAGAACGACCUUUCAAGAGGCCUGCAGAAGACCUGGUUUGCAAGGCUGAAAAUGAUUUCAUUGGUUGUUCCAGGAAACGGGCAAGGUCUUCAUCUUUUACUUUCCAAACGUCGGACUCGCAGUUCUACAUGGAUACAGCACUGUCUCAGAAAAGAGUGAGAUCAUCUUCCUGUACCAUCCUUCCGACCUUUCCUCCAUCACAGCCAGUAAAGAAUAACAUAUUCAUGACCUCAGCUCUUCUCCAAAGAAACCAUGACAUCACAAGAACAGAAAAAGGACCCUUGUCACAAAUUCAGCAGUGGACUGUCAUAAGACCUGCCAUUUUACAGCCACCACAGUCUCAGAUAUGUGAGGAAAGAAGGCAGAUGUGCACUGAAAAUACACUGGCAUCUUCCAAAACUAAAGAGAAAGCAAAUAUUCAGUUGUCUGAAGAGAGCUCUCAUUGCCCAGCAGAGAACUCAGCAAGUUCCGAGACAACAGUGAGGCCAUCUAUCUCCAUGCACCUUUCUAGCCCUAAAACAAUAGGAAAUCAGACAGUUGAAGAUGUAACUUUUUUAAACAGAAAUUCUACUUUUGUGUUUGGAGAAAACAUGGUUGAGAGAGUUUUGAGUCCUCAGAAAUCUACCAAGCUGCAUAAUGAAACUGAUCUAUGCAAGAAAGAAAUAACAUCCACAGAUGCCAAAACUGUUCAUAUUGGUUAUUCACAUACAAAAACAUUUUUUGUCAAGAAGUCAACACUAAUUGAAUCAGCUGCGGCUUACAUUUCCAAACCAGCACAGAAAUAUUUGUUAGAUAAAGUUGAAGUUAUAACCGGGGAAGAAGCAGAACAUAACGUGUUGCAGAUCAGUUGCAAGCUUUUUGUAUUUAAUAAACUCUCACUAUCCUGGACUGAAAGAGGAAGAGGAUCCCUGAGGCUUAAUGACACUUCAAGCAAUAAACAUGGAACAUUACAGUCAAGGCUAGUUAUGCGAAAUCAAGGCAGUUUGAGACUGAUUUUCAACACCAAACUCUGGACUCAGAUGGCGAUAGAAAGAGCAAAUCGCAAGAGUCUGUGCAUCACUGCGACAGACCUAGAAGACCAUUCUGUUAAAGUAUUUCUAAUACAGGCAAGUUCAAAAGAUACUGAGUACCUGUAUACAGCAAUACAUCACCGUCUUGUUGCACUGCGAAGCUUUGCUGAGCAAGAAUUGGAUGCAAAUCAGGUUGACACAGAGCCAGAAACAGCCUUUCAUUCAUUAAACUGUGAUAGUGAUGAUGAUGAUGAAGAAGAUGAAACAAUAACUCAAGUGAGCAGCAAUGAAUCAGGACACAAUUGUUCCCAUUUAUGGAUUUUUGGAGAGGUGGAAAUCAGUGGUGAGGGAAGGUUCUGGUUCUCCAGCAAGAUCAUUCUAGAUGGAUCCGCAGACAGCCUGUUGUUUGCUCAUGACAGCUACCUAUGAUUACAGCAAUACAGUUGAUAGCUCAUCUUGCUGAAAAUUGUAAACCAUCUCAGCAGUCUUGGAGUAAGGAAAUCCUAUGCAUUCACAUUCUAUGAUUUUCAAGCAAAGAUUAACUUUUAGGACAACAUAAACUUAAUACAGCAGAAAUGGACUUCAGAAGCACUUUAAGGAUUCCAAUGUUAAUUCCUUGCGCUGGAAUAGGAAUGACAGGGUGGCCUCUGGUAUUCAAGAAACAUUACAAAGCCUUCCAAUUUGGAAUUAAUCAUAUAUAGAGACAUUAAUAAUGUGAUGGAUUUUAUAUCUAAUCAAGGUUCAUUCAUCAUAUUGAUGGAGAGAAUCAUUUAACCAUCAGAUAGUGAUAUUUCUAAAAAGAUAUUUAUUGUUUGUUUCAGUUAUGUAAUGUCUGUCCAUAAAAAGAUGCAUAUUAUGAACACUUUAAACAUCGUUUUAUUGGAAAGAGCCAUUGUAGUUGUUUGCUAACAUUCAAGGUCCUAUGCUGCAGUCCGUAUUCAUGCAGAACUCCUUGUGAAUGAGAGUUUCAUAUGAAUUAAGUCUACAGAAACUAACCUUUAAUUAAACAAGAUCUUUGUUUUGAAAAUAUCU